AUGAGUGUCCCGUUUGGUGUCGAUUUAGGUAACUACAACUCGGUGAUUGCCUGUGCCAGAAACAGAGGCAUUGACAUUAUCGUCAACGAGGUGUCGAAUCGUGCCACCCCCUCCAUCGUCGGCUUCGGCCCCAAGAACAGAUUCAUCGGUGAAACCGGUAAGAACCAGCAAGGUUCCAACCUUAAGAACACCGCGGAGAACUUGAAGAGAAUCCUCGGGCUUAAGUUCAACGACCCCGAUGUCGAAAUUGAAAAGAAGUUCUUCACCUGCCCUCUCGUUGAAGCCGAAGAUGGCGGUGUCGCCGUCAAGGUCAAGUACUUGGGUAAGGACCACACCUUCAACGCCGCUCAAUUGGAAGGUAUGUACUUGGACAAGUUGAAGGAAACCGCCGCUUUCGAAACCAAGGGUAACAUCACCGACAUCUGUUUGUCCGUGCCCGUGUGGUACAACGUCAAGCAAAGACAAGCCGCUGCCGAAGCCCUGAGAAUUGCUGGCCUCAACCCCGUGAGAAUUGUCAACGAAUUGACCGCCGCCGCUGUCGGUUACGGUGUGUUCAAGCAAAACGACUUGCCCGAAGACGAACCCAAGACCGUCGCGUUUGUCGACAUUGGUCACGCCCAGUACUCCGUUGCCAUUGCCUCGGUGAAGAAGGGUGAGCUCAAGAUUUUGGGUACCGCCUACAACAAGCACUUCGGUGGUCGUGACUUGGACUUGGCCAUUGCCAACCACUUCGCCAAGGAAUUCAAGUCGAAGUACAAGAUCGACAUCCACACCAACCCCAAGGCGUUCUACAGAGUGUUGACUGCCGCCGAAAAGAUCAAGAAGGUGUUGUCGGCUAACACUCAGGCCCCCUUCAACAUCGAAUCGUUGAUGGAUGACAUUGAUGUGUCGUCGCUGAUGACCAGAGACGAAUUGGAAGACUACAUCCAACCCCUUUUGGACCAAGUCCACGUUGUCGUCGACAUGGCCCUCAACCACGCCGGCGUCUCCAAGGACCAAAUUGACUCGAUUGAAGUCAUCGGUGGCUGUACCAGAGUGCCCUCGAUCAAGGAAAAGUUGUCUGAAGCUUUCGGCAAGCCUCUUUCGUUCACCUUGAACCAAGACGAAGCCAUUGCCAGAGGUAAUGCUUUCAUUUGCGCCACUCACUCGCCCACCGUCAGAGUCAGACCUUUCAAGUUCGAAGAUGCCAACCCUUCUUCGGUCUCGUACUACUGGAACAAGGAAGAAGAAGACGAAGACCACCUUGAAGUGUUCCCUCGUGGUGCUGCCUUCCCCUCGACCAAGAUGAUCACUUUGUACAGAUCGGGUGACUUCCAAGUGCAAGCCAAGUACACCGACAACGAAUUGCCCCGUGGUAUUGACACCGACUUGAUUGCCACCUGGAACAUCUCGGGCGUGCAAGUCUCGGAAGGCGAAUCGUCGAUUGCCACCAAGCUUAAGCUCCGCAACGACCCCUCCGGCUUCUACACUAUCGAACAAGCCUACACUGUCGAAGAAAAGAUCGUCAAGGAAUUGAUCGAAAAGGAAGUCAAGGAAGGUGAAGAAGAAGAAGGUGAGGAUGAAGCCGAACCUGAAUACCGUGAAGUGAAGAAGCUCGUCAAGAAGGACGAUCUCUCCAUCCAAGUUGCCGACACUGGUGCUUACUCGGACAAGCAAUUGAACCAAUACAUCGAAGACGAAGCCAAGAUGGUGUCUACUGACAAGCUCGUCAAGGACACCGAGGACCGUAAGAACGCCCUCGAAGAAUACAUUUACGAGUUGAGAGGUAAGCUCGAGGAACAAUACGCUCCCUUCGCUUCCGACGAAGAAAAGACGAAGUUGGGCGACAUGUUGUCGAAGACCGAAAACUGGUUGUACGACGACGGCUACGACUCCACCAAGGGCAAGUACAUUGCCAAGUACGAAGAAUUGGCCGCCAUUGGUAACGUGAUCAAGGGUAGAUACAUGGCCAAGGAAGAAGAAAAGCGUCAAGAAUUGAGACAAAAGCAAGAACAAAAGCAGGCCGCCGCCAUGGCGGAAAAGUUGGCGGCUGACCGCGCUGCCAACGCCAACAAGGAUGCGGAAUGA
Molecule: messenger RNA, 2067 nt
Organism: Diutina rugosa
Lineage: Eukaryota; Fungi; Ascomycota; Pichiomycetes; Serinales; Debaryomycetaceae
Gene: MSI3
Product: adenyl-nucleotide exchange factor
Exons: 1
Coding region: 1-2067 (688 amino acids)
Biological process (GO): protein folding
Cellular component (GO): cytosol; nucleus
Molecular function (GO): ATP-dependent protein folding chaperone; ATP binding
Source: RefSeq, a predicted model, not a curated record